Molecule: messenger RNA, 516 nt
Organism: Morchella sextelata
Lineage: Eukaryota; Fungi; Ascomycota; Pezizomycetes; Pezizales; Morchellaceae
Exons: 1
Coding region: 1-516 (171 amino acids)
Source: RefSeq, a predicted model, not a curated record
AUGCUUGAUAAACCAUCCAAAGAACCAAAGUUCCCCGAUCUCUCUCAAAUCGGCCUUGCGUUUGCUCAGGCAAUUACCUACAUCAACUACCAGCCAUCCCCGGAUCUAGACGAAAAUGCCCGCCAGUGGCUUAUCGAGGCGGGGACGGAAAUAAUGGAACAGUUAAAGACUUCUCUAAACUAUCUCCAAGAAAACAAAGAUGAUCGCAUCAAGCUUCCCGCAUGGGCAUUGGACCCCGAAAAAGAAAUGGACCUCUUCUCUCUUGAGGUCCCAUACACCCUAACUGCAUACAAGGGUCAGUUCGAGACAUGUUUGGUAAAUCUAUUAGAGGCCUGCGGUUUUGAUGUCACACCAAUGUGCGGUGUCCUCUGCUCCAAAAUAUGGGUGAAAAUUAGGUUUCGUGAAGCCGGGUUAAGGAGACCUACAGAAGCUCAUAAACCCGGAGAGCUCUGUUCUGACAUGGUUUUCAUGAAGGAGUUCUACGAUACCAUGAGCGAAUUGAGGAUAACGCAAUGA